Molecule: messenger RNA, 9752 nt
Organism: Egretta garzetta (little egret)
Lineage: Eukaryota; Metazoa; Chordata; Aves; Pelecaniformes; Ardeidae
Gene: CMTM4
Product: CKLF like MARVEL transmembrane domain containing 4
Exons: 5
Coding region: 1-822 (273 amino acids)
Cellular component (GO): membrane
Source: RefSeq, a predicted model, not a curated record
AUGGCAUUUGUGGUGGUUGGUGAUGGCCUCUGUGGCUCGGACAGCACUAGACUUUCUUUUCUUCAUGUGUCUGUUCCAAAUGCUACAAAAAAUCCAUCAGAGACUCCUUUUAAAGAAGAUAAUGCUUCUGCUUGGGAGGUCUCCGAGCUACAAGUUGCUGAUGAGUGUACUGGGAAGUAUCACUGCGUGCUUGCUCUCAUCUUGUUCUCUAUAGCAUAUGCUAUUGCCCGUCAGUGGAGGCAAGAUUUUGAGCUAAAUGAAAUCUGCUUGAUUGUACAUUUACAAAGUGUUGAGCUUGCAAGUGAGCUGAACUUGUGCAUGAUAGUUCCCUUCGUUACAGUAGAGCUUAAAAGCACAGCAGCCAUGCGCCCAGUUUUGGCACUGAUUGCUUUCAUCUGCAUAGAGACCAUCAUGGAAUGCUCCCCUUGUGAAGGCCUUUAUUUCUUCGAGUUUGUGAGCUGUAGUGCAUUGGUGGUUACUGGAGUUCUGUUGCUUAUGUUCAGUCUAAAUCUUCACACAAGAAUACCGCAGAUCAACUGGAAUCUUACUGAUCUGGUCAACACUGGACUCAGCACUUUCUUCUUUUUCAUUGCCUCUGUAGUACUUGCUGCUUUAAACCAUAAAACUGGAGCAGAAAUUGCUGCUGUGAUAUUUGGUUUCUUGGCAAUGGCAGUGUAUGCUGUGAACACAUAUUUAGCUAUUAAAAAGUGGCGAAUGAACAGCAGACAACAAAGUAGUCGGCAGACCAGUGAUUACAUACGUGCUCGGACAGAAUCCAGAGAAGUAGAUCAUCGCCCUGAGAUUCAGCGUCUGGAUGCAUGAGAGCGACAUUCAAAGAAUGGGACUGCAAAGGGAAAAGAAGAAGUGCUUAACUCCCUCAUGGAAUAAAGGGUUUUUUCUUUAUUUAAGGAAGAAAAGGAAGAUCGGAUGGUGGCAAAGAAUGCCCAGCCCUGCAUAUGUGCAGAGAUGCAUUGAGUCAAAGCUGUUGUCAUGAAGGCAGUAAAUGUUGGUCAUUCAAAAGCAAGAUCAGUUUAAGAUGCCCACAUAUAUAUGCAUAUAUUAUAUAUCUUAUAUAAUAUAUGUAUGUUUUGCAGUAUGUUACUGUUUUGAAUUGACUGCACAGUACUUUCCUUCCCUCUCCCAAGUGCAAGCUCUGAAUAUACAGUUCUACCACUGUUUCUUCAUCUAUUGUAAACACUAAGACCAGCACUACAUUGCUUGGUUAAUAUAAGAAAUCUACCAAAAGUAAAUUUAAUACAUGUGAAAAGGAAUUGAGGGGCAAAUAGCAAUAACUUUAGCCAUGUAUCGUGUCCAACGAACUCUCUGUAUCCAUCCUCAUGCAGCCUUGGCAGUGCAGCUCAGUUCUCAUCUGCAAGAUCUCCUGCAGUGUCACUGUUGGUGCACUUAUAUAUCUGAAAUGGACAACCAUUUCACACCUUUUGGUUGAUGGAUAUAGUGUUGAGGUAGUUACCUUACGGGUUACUCUGAAAUUGCCAUAUUCCAUUCAUGCAUGCAGAUCUGAACUUGUGCAAAAUUAGCGUGUUUACUCAAUGGUUACCAUAAUGCAUCAAGUACAAAUAUGUUGUUUUCUGGUAAUGUUGAAAUACAUUCUGUUUUUCAUUCCAAAAUGGGAAAAGAAAAAUGCUUGGGAGGCAGAGUGGAGAAAAGGGGGUUGAGGGGCACAGUAGAGAAAGAAGGGGUUGUCAUCCAAUAGACUUCAAUAGACUUGCAUUCCAGUCAUGGCUUUUUUUCUGUUUCCUGGUGGGUUUUUUGUUUUGUUUUUUUAAGGUUCAGCGUUUCUGAGAUGCCUUGGGUAAGCAAGAACUAGGAAAAAAUUAUGAAGUGUUCCUAAGGUUGCAAUAUUGUGAUUCAUGUAAGACAAAUACUUUCCUUUUUGGAGGUUUUUGUUACUUCUAAACUUAAAACUGUUGGUAGUAGGUAAAAAUUUUUUUUUUUUUUUUGGAUGUUUCUGCAAAUUUUUUCCCUAAUAUUUCUUUGGAAAAUGAGUUUAGAUAAUUGGAGGAUUGGCUGUAUUGAUUUGUUUAGAAAUAGUUUUACCUAACUGAAGUUUUCUUAUUUUAAUGUACUUCGAGUGAAGAGAAGGAUAUUUUCUCUACUUGAAACUUGAAUUCUGCAGUAAUCAGCAGACAGUAUAAUAAUGUUAUUAGGAAGAUGUCCCUUGAUACUCUUCUGCUUUUUUGAUUGGUGUUUUUAUUUAUGUAAUCCAGUGUUUGUCAUAUGCAUGCCUUCAUGUUACGUGAAGAAAAUGUGUAGGGGAGAGGAUCUCUAGAGCUGAAUUCCUUUCUGAUGUAAGCCAAUGAAAUCUUUGAUGUUAGUGGAACUGUAUGCCACGUGUGCCUGAAUUCGUCUCACGCUUGACUUGAACACUUUUUGCUUUGUGUUCUUAUGUAGCUGUACUCUUAAGCAGAUGAAUGCAGUUAACUGGAGUCUUAAUAACAAACGGCAAUACAUUGCAAUAGGUCACUUUUAAAUAUGAAAGCCAGGUUAUGCCUAACGGAAGAUUCAUAGAAGUGCUUGGGCUUUUUUAAUACUGGAGGGAACUGGGAGAGUGACAGGUGUGAACCUAACGCUGCAAUAUUUCAAUCAAGCAACAGAGAAUUAUUUUGAUGUGUGAAAAAACGGUGACAAAACUGAUGUCUUUUCAUUUUCAAUUUACUGACGUCUAGAGUGCAUUUCACGUUAGUGGCUAAGAUGCAGAUUAAAAUUCAGAGUUACUACUGAGGCUAAAGAAAACUUGCAUUUUCUUAAUGAGUUUACUAGUUACUAUAGUAACAUCUUAUUGUGCUUCAUUGAAAGUUAAUGCCAAAGGGAACACCAAUUUUAAAAAAGACUGAACCAUAUAAGCCAACCUCUGUUAUUGGGUUUAGAACAUAGACAUUUUGUUGAGGUGGUGCCUCACCAGGAUCACUGUGCAUUUCAUGAAAAGUAAAUGACAGUUCCAUGUUCAGUGUGGUAUGAAAUAACGAAGUUACUGUUGCCAAUACAGUUGUUACACCCUGCUGUUUUUCAGCCCUCUGCGUAGUGUUGGCAAAGUUUGCAAGGAGUGUUUGUAGAGAUUGUCAAUUAUUAAAAGAACUUUUUUAAAAGUAGCACAAGCAUGUCUAGACUGGAAUGGUAAACUGGCAUUUUUGUGUAAAGAUUGUUUAAAAAAAAAACAACCACAAACAAAACCCUGCAAAACCACACCAGAACACCAAAACCCCCUACUCAAAUACAGAAUAUUGUCCUCCAGAAGUUCCAUGCUUUUAAAGCGGAACCCUCAUCUGAAAUCAAGAAAUGGAAGGCAAUGUAUAGCAAAGGCUUUUCGUUAGGAAUGUAUCCUCUUUGCUGGUUAAUGACAAAGACUAAAACGGUGCGUAUGUAAGAGAACUCCCUGUUCCUCUCCUGUACUCCCUGUGCUGAUUCGGGCUUUUCAGAGGUGUGGGACAUCUUGUGCAUCCUUAAGUUUAUGAAUUUGGUAUCUUUUAGAUCCUUACACCUUUCCUUACCUAGAAACACAGUAACUUCACCGAGCUUUUUCUGGAGUGAGAUCAUGAAAAGAUUUUUGUUAUCUUUUAGCUGGAAUGACAAAUGCCGAAUGAUACCGUUAUACUUCUAAUACAUUAUAACACUUAAUCAUGUAGUAUAGUAUACCUGAAUGACCUUGAGUGCUUUUACAUGUGAAGUAAGUUUUCUUGAGCUGAGAACCGUAUGCCAUUAUUUAUUACUUACAUCAUGACUUGAGCUUACCACAGCUUUCAGGGUAGAAUUCAAAGAGAAUAUUAAUUUAAAAAAUACUAUCUGAUACACUUUGUAAAACAGAAAAACAAAUGUAAAUUUGUAAUUUCCUUAUUAUGGGGACCAAAGAUGAUUUUAGUAUUGUACAGUAUAUACUUUCUAAAAAUCUAAGUUAAGCAUUUAUUACUUUUACGGAGACAUUAUUUACUAUUGGGAUUAUGUAAAAGGGAAAUGAAGUAGCUCUGAGAGACAACUAAAUUUGAAACAUUAACAUCACAUGAUCCCCCUGACUUAAUUUUACACCGUGUAUUGAAGAGGUGGUAAUAUUUUAAGACUGUUAUCCAAACUGCAAUCAUCAUAAAAAAGCUCUGAAGGAAGAAAACAGGUUAGAAAGUUUAAUUUUUUUUUGAAACUUGCUCAGAAAUGUGAUAUUAAAUUGCUUUCCCCAGCCAGUUAGUCUUGCUUGUAAUUGCUGAGCAUAUAGGAAUAACUUCUUUUAGUCCUUCAGAGUACUGUUUAGCUCCGUAAAGGGACACAAAACCCACUGUAAAUAAAACUAAAUUAAAGCUAGACACUUAAACCUUGUAGGACUGGGAUGCUUGAAACCGUAAUGGUUCUGAUCAGUCCUCUUUUUGUCAAACUAAGCUCUCAGAUAUGCAAUCUCCAUGUAUUUCUGCAUGUAGAAAUGAUGGUAAACUUUGAAACGUAUGCACAGACAUCAAAAAACUAGUUAAAGCAUAAGAUGUGAUGGAGCAACAGCAUAGUAACUGCUGUAUAGUCUUGUAAGAAUAUGUGUUUCCCUUUUAAUGCUAUGUAUGCUCAGUUUUGUCAGCCUUCAAGUUUAUCAUACAUUCCUGUAAUGAUGUGCAAAAUGCCUACAAAAGAAGUUUCUAAAACCAUAAUUAAGAACCAAUUUGACAGUUUCAUCGCUUCUUAGUAAAGUUGAUUCCUUGUUACUCUCUGCUUGUUCCUUUCACGUCAUAUAUCCAUGCCUCAUCUAUCUCACGUUUUAAUAUCUAAUUUUUGUUAAGCCUUCUUCAUUGACCUGUAUAGUGACCGCUUCAAUAGAAGGAAGAUAAGGAUGCUGCGUCCAAUGUCCUUUUGCUUAAGUAUGGCACUCUUCCCUUUUAUGAUAGCUUAUGGUGUUUGGGCUGGAUGUGCUGGGGAAAUACUGUUCUUUCCCCUAGGACUUUGGAAGCUAGCUGGUAUGCUGCAUGUGUUUCUGUGUAAGCUUUCUGGUAGGAGCCACGUGCUUAGAGGUUGAGAGGAUGAGAGAUUCAUCUACCUCUGCCUUUUUUGAGAGACAAGGUACUGACUGUAGAGAUUUUAUGCCUAUGUUUCAGUCUGUGCUAUUCAUCAUGGGCUUUGUAUCCAGAAGCAUGGCAUCAGCAAAGAGCUGUGCCUUGGAAGCAGCUUCUCAUCUCUUGCUUAUAAGAUGUCUCCUACAUGUGAAUUUAAAUAAAAUCAGUAAUGUGGGGUGCUUCUUCAUAGGCUUGUCACAUGCUUUUCACUGUGCAUCUCGUGGUACAAUCUACAAUUGGUUUAUCUCUUUGUAUUUCAUUGAUACUAGAAAGAAGAGGGAAAAAGUGGGGAAAGUUUCCAGUCUUCCUUCAGAUAAUCUUAUUUUACUUUUUCUUCCCCUAUGAGUUAUUUUAUGCCACGUGAUGAUUGCCCAUUCCUAACACAGCAGACUUACUGGUUCUUAAAAGUGCUGUGGAACACAGCAGGAGAAUCGAUCUGCUGCAAGCUGCAUGUGGACUGUUACGACUGAACUAACCACUAGUUUUCAAUGAACUUUAAGGUCCCUAAACAAAUUUGAUAUUUGUCACCUUUGUGCUAUUUUGGGGAUGUGCAGGCGCAGCAAAUGCUUAUCUAAUAUUUAUUAAUGCAACAUUCCCCGCCUCCCCCCCUUCCCCCCCCUUCCUUAGUCCGUGUUCUGUAUCUGUUAUUUUCUUGUCUCAGGACAACUUUGUAAACAUUCCUACUUGUUCUCCUCUUUUUUUAUGGGGGGAGAGAACCCAAAACCAAAUCAACAACUUAACGUAUCUAAGAAUAUGUUUUUAGGGCAUAAUGGAAAAAAACAACUCCACACCAAAAAUACCCCCAAAAAGCCAAACCAAAAACUUAAUAGCAAUUCAAAUAGUGUAGAAAAUAAUAUCCUGUCUCCUACUGAGAUGAGAUACUGAACAGCUUUGUACAUGAAAAUCAGAGCAUAAACAACAGGUUUAGGCUGAAAGCUCUGGAGCCAAACAUCUUCACCAGGUAUUUAGGAUAAAUAAAAAUGUAGGCAUGAUCUGAUAAUGAAUUUGAGAUGUGAUAAAGAGUGAGAAGGAGAGAGAAACCCAAACUUGAUUCCUAAUAAUCCAGUGCUUUCGAAAUUACAUGUGAACAUUAAUAAUCCCCAACCACAGAAGAAAAGAUUGCUUCUGUGCUUCAUAGCGAAGGAGAGAGAGACCCCUUGAAUCCAUAGUAGAAGUAGGUGUAGAAGCGUUUCUCUGUUCCUAACUCUGGAGCCAUGCUGGCUGUGUAAUGCUGGUGGAGAGAUUCUACACCAGCGUUGUUAAUGGUGCAUCUUAAAACCUGAGGUGACAAAUUGGUGUGAUUACCAAGUAACUUCUCCUCAGCUGAAGUGCAGUAGCUGGUUCACAGUGACCUGCAGGACGUAGAUGUUUGCAUCAGAAGGGUUCUAUGUAUCUAGAAGAAAGGAUAGUUUCAGACUAAUUUCUGCUCAGUCCCACUGAAAUGAGGAAGGCAGUCACGUAGCAUUUCUGAAAUUGGGUACUUAGUUCUUGUUGUUUGUAGCACAAAAUAAUGGAUUGUUUGGAGGGCCAGCAAAGCUCAAAAAGGCUGUGCAAAUAGAGGUGUGUAUGGCAACAAAAGUAAUAAUUUUAAAAUUAAACUGAAAUAGGUACAAAACCCAACAGAAUGUUUGAAAAUAGUUUGUAGAAAUUAUGCUAUAUUCCUCUCUUUAUUUUAACAGAGGGAGUUGGUUAAAAAUGAAUUUACACAAAUACUCAGGAAAUCUCUGAAUGACGCUUUAUAGAGUUUUUCCUGGUAUAUUGUUUUCCCUGUUAGCCACUCGGCCACCUGGAUAGAUCUGUUUGACAGAGUCAGAGCGGUGCUGUCCAACCUGAAAGGGUUCCUUUGUUGUUUUGGUCUUAUUUUUCCUUGCUCUUCUUAAAAUCUGUCUAUAAUUUAACCAUUUGUAUUCUAAAAUAAUCUUUAGAAAAUCUGCUUACACUGUGAUUUAUGAUAGCCUUUAAUUUAGAGUAUACAACACAAUCUAAUUUUCUUUUGGGAUAUGCAGCUUUCAAAAGUGUUCUUAUAUAUGCCCAGAAAUGAAAGUUGUCUAUUUAUCAUGAAAAUGUGAUUAGAUAAAGUUACCUAUCUGGAAUCCCAGCAACUCUUUCAAAUGUGCUGGAUGGAUGAGUUAGUGAAAUUGCCUUUUAAUCUCUAUGGGUUAAUAAAUAUUUUUUUAUUACUAGCCACAGAUAUUCCUUUUUAAAUUAUACUUGGCAAACAGAAGAUAUAUAAUUUUAUAUACAAUAUACAUAGUUACCUUGAUUGACAUAUUUAUAACAUAGAGCUUUGUGUUUACUAUGAAGGUUUUAUCUGUAUACCAGGGACUUAAUGGGUAAAAUUUUAAAAAGCCAGUUAACGUAUACGGAAGGAUGUGGAAAUUAUCUUCAUGAAUUCAGAGUGAGGACAUAGGAGCAUUUCAAAAAGCAAUAGCCAGAUCAUAUUAACAGAGUAUCUGGGUUUUUUCUUAGUAUUUGAUUGGGGCUGGUCCCUACAGCUAUUUUAGUAACAUCUGGAUGUGAGUAACAGAAUGAAAUAUAACCAUCUGCCUCUUCUGACUGUCACGGACUAUUGUCUAGAAUAUGGGAAACUUCAGGGUAUUGUAUUUGUUUUGCUUUGGACAAAUGUCUCAAUAGACAUAUUUAAUUAAAACCUUCAUGUGUUUGAAAGAAAAUACCCUCUCUUAACUAGGCUGAUUUAUCACUUUUGGUAACCUUUUAAUCCCAAAAGUAUUAUUGUCUAAAUAUUUUUAGUAAUGUUACAUUUAUCCUGAUGUCUACAGGUUAAAGUGGUUCUGGCUAGCACCCUUUAUUACGACAAUUGCUACCUUCAUUUUUCUACUGUUUAUACUUUAAUCUUGAAUGUUUACCGGUUUCUACUUGUUGGAUAUUGUGGAGGGAGAGUGUAUCUUAGCACUACAGUUCAUCCAGCUUUAACUCAUACAUCACAGUUCUGGAGUAAGAAAAUAUUUUGAUUUAUAUAUUGUGGCCAAUUUAUUGCAUUUUUAAAUGAUUUCUAUACUUAAGACACAACAUUUAUGACGUAAUAUAACAAAUGACUUAGCUAAUCAUUAUAUCUGUCUAGACUUACUCUCUUCUGUGUUAGUGUCAUUUUGAAACUAUUUGUAUAUGUUGAAGUUUGUAAGGGUUCAGGAACCCACAAUAAAAUAGUAUAGUAUGUAUUUAUUUCUCAUUAUAAUGCUCAGUUUUGAUUUGAAAGUUGACACUUUGUAUGUCUUUUCACAGAAUUGUAAACAAAUACCGAAAAACUGCUUCACCUAGUGUGCCUUCCGUGUGUGGUAUAAACACUUGUCAUUCACAGAAAUAGAGAUGUAAAUUUAUUAAACCAGUAAACGCUAUUUUUGUAAUGUGAGUCACUAAUGCAUCUCUGGCUUCAUUUUGCUGUGUUUCCACUAAUAGCAGUUUUAUGGCUACUGUAGUCAUUGCUUUCCCUUUGGGCACUAAAUAGUAAAUCUGAUAUCAUGGCAAAUCAAAAGAUUGUGUUGCUUUGGCUCUGCUGUGCCUUCAGCCGCUACCUGAAAGAUGGAGAUGAAGCAGAUUGCUGAUGUGAGCUAGAAGGUACUCCAAAUUUCUUUCCUUGAGACUUGGGUGAAAAGAUGCUCAGUGUGGGAUAUCUGUAUCGUCAGUGCCGAUUCUGGGUCCUCUAGAGAAACAUAGCGGGCAUAACCUAAACAUUCUGAUUCUAGCUCAUAACUUAUGAUUUAUGGUGUCUGAGGAGGGAGCAUCCAGGCCUGACUGAAAGACUUUAUCCCUCGAGGAUGUAGGUCCUAUACUGAUGGAUUUGUAAUUGGGAACAGUUCAGAAGUGUUAGUUGAAAUAGUGGGUUAGAAUUCCAUCUUGGACUGAGCAAAGGGGAUGCAAUUUUCCUUUUAUCAUACGAGCACAAGUCUGCUGUGUAAUGCCCUUGGUAUUUUGCUUUUGAAGUAAGAAACAAUAAUAUUUUGCCAAGGAAAAUCUUACAAUACUCUAUGUGUGAAUGCAGAACCUGACGCUGUUGUCCUCGCUCAGGCAAAAUUCCCCAUUGACUUAGGGGACUGUAGAUCAGGUACCCAUUUAUCACCAAAUCCUGAUCUAGGAUUUGAAGAAUAUCGCAAGUUAGCAAAUGCUCAUAUAGAGACAAUUUACAGUCUUGAAGCAAUUUCACAUUAUUGUGGUAAGUGUUCUUUAAGUUCUCAAACUGCACACCAGGCCAGCUGAUAAAAUAGAUGCUUUCCAUAGCGGUACCUACCAGCUGUGAUCACUGUCCCCUCGGUAUCGACAGCUGUAACUUACCUGUGCAAGUGUAGCAUCUUCCAGCUCUGUAUGUGAAAGUUGUGCUGUUAAUGCUUGACCAGUUUCAAAGGCAAGGUGACUCUACAAGAAAACAUAACCUCCAACUUGUUUUUACACCAGUAAUGAUUUUUCAAUACUUUGUGUGCUUCUUUUCUGUUGUUUUUUAUGCUAAACAAAAACCGCAAGCUGAAGAAUUGUAAUGUCUUGCAAUACCGAAAGCAGUCUUGUUUUUAAAAUCCAUACUGUAAUAGCAUAAUUUAAAUGGUGUAUUUAUCAGUUUUAAAUGUCAUUUUGCUUCUCCAGUCUUUCAUAUAUGGGCACAGUACUUUUUGUAAAUUUUUUUUAUUUAGUUGUCUUUCUGUCUUUUUUUCUUUCUGAUAUUUGAAGAUUUGAGCUCUAUGGAUUUUCAUGGUACUCCUCUGA